AUGACCUCCUCAGCUCGUCCUUCACUGUCGCCCUCCUCAUCAACACAUCUGUCAUCCCUCGGCGGUGUGCGUCACAAAGGAAACCUCGCGCCACGACGAACAAAGUACCGCAAGGCGCACAAGAUUACGAUCCCAUUCAACACCGGUGGCUCCACCAAGGGUACCACCGUCCAAGAGGGCGCCUACGGGAUCCGUCUUCUCGCUCCCGCCCGUUUGUCCGCGAAACAGCUCGUUGCCGCCGAAACAGCACUCAAGCGCAAGCUCAAAGUGGUCAAAGGAGCCCAAGUCUUCCUCCGCGUCUUCCCCGACAUCCCCGUCUGCAUCAAGGGCAACGAAACACGUAUGGGCAAAGGAAAGGGCACGUUCGAAUACUGGGCCUGCAGAGCCAACAUGGGCAAGGUGAUCUUUGAAAUCGGCGGGCCCGUGGAGAUCAGACCAGAGGUGGCAAAGGAGGCGCUCAGGUUGGCCAGCGCAAAGCUGCCCGUGCCGACCGAGUUUGUUACGACAGCUUCGAGGCCUAGAAUCGGAAGCAAAAUUGUAGAGCCGGAGGAGAACGUGGUGGUAGCAGCGGAGGAGACGGCUCCGGGUCAGCUAGGUGGGAGUGUGAGUGCUGCAGUGCCUGCGGCAUCGGCAUGA
Molecule: messenger RNA, 636 nt
Organism: Kalmanozyma brasiliensis GHG001
Lineage: Eukaryota; Fungi; Basidiomycota; Ustilaginomycetes; Ustilaginales
Product: Ribosomal protein L10e/L16
Exons: 1
Coding region: 1-636 (211 amino acids)
Biological process (GO): mitochondrial translation
Cellular component (GO): mitochondrial large ribosomal subunit; ribosome
Molecular function (GO): structural constituent of ribosome; rRNA binding
Source: RefSeq, a predicted model, not a curated record